Messenger RNA from Vicia villosa (hairy vetch), 954 nucleotides. RefSeq names its product glutathione S-transferase T3-like. Lineage: Eukaryota; Viridiplantae; Streptophyta; Magnoliopsida; Fabales; Fabaceae. Bases 1 to 954 code for a protein of 317 amino acids. The transcript has a single exon. The record is from RefSeq and is a predicted model, not a curated record.
AUGCAAUCUAAUGAUAAAGAGCUUGAAUCACCACAAGUUCUCACUCAAGAUGGGUCAGAAACUAUUAACCUUGGUGAAGAAAUUGGCUCUGUUCCUAUUACGAAUACACCAAAAACAAGAUUCCAACCAAAGGAGGAUGAAGUUCUUAUUCAAUUUUGGCUCAAUAUUUCAAAGGAUUCAAUUGUUGGAGUUGAUCAAAAAGGAGAUUAUUUUUGGAAGAGGAUUUGUGAAGCUUACAACAAGCACCGCGACAAGAAUUAUCAAGAGAGGAAUUUGUUGGCAUUAAAAGGUCGUUGGCACAAAAAGAUUAAUCCAUCUGUUCAAAAAUUGUUUUGGUGCUACAAACAAGCUUUGGCUGCAAAGAAAAGUGGGAGCUAUGAGAUUAACAUCAUUUCAACAGCACAUAAUAUCUAUUACCAAGAUGAACAUGAAAAAUUCACAUUAGAGGAGGCAUGGAGAUUACUGAAGGAUGAACCCAAAUGGCUCGCAGGUUCAUCGGAACCUUCUGCAAAAAGAACAAAGAAUUCAAUUUCAGGGGCAUAUUCAUCUUCUUCUAAUCCACCUACACCAACAAGCAGUGAGUAUAAUUCACCAUCACCUACUUUUUUACGUCGUCCAAUUGGCCAAAAAGCGGCCAAAAGGAAGGAGAAAGAAAAGUUUGUAGAAAGUUCUAACCCCAAAGUUGAAUUUAACACAUUGAAAAUUGGUUUCGAUAAAAAAUUGGAAUUAAUGUCAGGGUUUGCACGGGAUUAUGCACGUAUAGAGAGUGAAAAGGUUGAGAUAGAGAAAAAAAAGGUCGAAGGAGAAAUGCAAAGGGCCGAGAAUGAAAAGGAUAGAUUGAAGAUUAAUGAUUUGCAAAUACUCUCAAAGGAUACAUCAAAUAUGAAUCCAAGACAACUACAAGCUCAUGAAUUAUUGUGCGAAUUGAUUAGCAAAAAAUAUGGACUUAAUUGA